Messenger RNA from Porites evermanni, 3206 nucleotides. NCBI's taxonomy places the organism in Eukaryota, Metazoa, Cnidaria, Anthozoa, Scleractinia, Poritidae. The record is from the annotation of a GenBank genome assembly.
AGGGAAGGGUUUAAGCAGAGUACAGAGGAUGAAAGAGAGAAUGGUUGGGACAGAAUUAAGGCAUUAUUUGACGUGAGGUCAGUGUUUUCGGUACAAAAAAGAUUACAGUAUCUACUUUCUUUUUUUAGGCAAGGGUUGGGGGUGGGGGGUGAUGUUCAAGUGGGAUGCUUAAGACAGAGGUGAAAACUUCAUCAUAGUGAGCAUAAAUUAUCUAGGAUGGGGAAUUUGCAUAGCCAUGAGAAGGAAAAGUAGGCAUUAGUAGAGGAUUUACAGCAUUAUACUUGUCCGGGCUGCUUCUAUAUUUGUAACUUUUGAUUCUAUCUGUGAGUGACAUCCUGCAUCCAUCCAGAGAAAUCUCUUCACAAAGUACUUCUGUUUUCCAACAUUUCACGUAAUAACUGAAUUUGGAAUUUUUAUUGAACUUUUAUUUUAGCCACUUCUGGAAAAACAUUAUGAAUUAAAAGUUAUUUUUAUUAUUUAUAUCCAGUGAAGGGCCAAGAGAGGAAAUUCAGCAUAUCCCAAGUGUUGUUUGCUAUACAUCAGCAUUUGCCUUCCUGCUCGGUGGCCAGUUUGGCAAACGGAUUGCAGAUGACCAUUAUCGCCGACAUAAUCAGCUCACUGUGUAUCAGUCUGCAAUGCAUGCUCAAAGACAAUACCAAGCCUCGGUUGCCUUAGGCUUUGCAAAGUAUGGUGGCCGAUGGGGUUGGAGAGCUGGCGUCUUCUCGGGUAUUUACAGGUAAGUAAAACAAAAGAAAGUAAUGAAAGGAAAUAGUAAAGGUACUUUUUUGCUGAAAAUUGUGAAAAAAAGUUAUUUUCAUGAUGAAGUAUCAUAUUCACACUGCUUGUUUUCAGGUCCAGAAAAAAAUAAGAGAGAGAGUGAGAAAAUACAAGAAACUAUGGAGAACAAAAUAGUACAGAUUAUAUAACUAAACAUAUACAAUUUUUAAAUCAGUGUGCAAUGGCCAAAGUAGCAAAGCUUUCCAAAGAUUCUUUUGACUGCUGCAUCUUAUUUAUUGAUAACACUGAAGUUGCCAUGUAUUGCUUAUCCAAUCCUUUAUAUAUGAAUUUUCAGUUUCCUCCUUGUUGCGUGUGAGGCGUAUCGAAACAAAGAUGAUGCAUUGAAUUACUUAGCCACUGGAGGUAAGGUUUUUGCAGACCUUAUUCUUUCCUUUUUCAUCAUUGCAAACAUGUACAAAGUUCACUCUAUUUCUCAGGGAAAAAUGGCACAAUACAGCGUCCUUAUUUAUAAUGUCCUUAGGGUGGUAACAUCAUUCAGACCUUUGCAAGUCCUUUUAAUAAGACCAAGAAUUCCGACCCCCAUAUAAACAAAUCAACCCAGUCCCCAAAUUAAUCUGGCUCAGGAUCAUUAUGACAAAAUAGUCUACUUUUUGGUGAUGAAAUGUGUGCAAAAAAGCUGCAGAAACCAUACUUUGAUCAUUUUAAUUUGUUGGGGAAAUAGGCUAAUUAAUUCCAAACUAAAGCACACAGAAGCUCAAAAGUUUAAAUUCUAUCAAAGAGAUUCCCAGAUAAACCUGAAGGAGUGGCAAAAUUAAGUGCCCCUACCACAUGUACACUGCCUGCUGAAAAAUCUGUCUUCAUAGAGGCCAUUCUGGAGAGUUUUGUCCACAGUGAUUGUUGUUGAAAGAUUACCAUAACCAUGAACACACCUUGUCUGAUUCCUUUUUUAAAUGUAUUUGAUUUAAUGUAGCCUCAACUGGUGCCCUUUACAACAUAUUUUCUGGCUGGCGUAAAAUGUUGGUCGGAGUGCUGGUAGGAGGAGGCCUGAGGUAAGAUGGAGGGCUGUUUUUCCCCUUGGAAGUGCUAGGUAUAUGCUGCACUUACUGUGCAAGGCUGUGAUCUAAGAAGAAUGGAGGAGAGUCCAGUGUUCAGCUGAACCUGUAGCCUGCAAGAGCAUCCAUUUUUUUGGUUCAAGUUUCUAGUUGUUCUCGGUGGAAGAAACUAGAAACUUGAGCCGAAAAAACCGGAAGCUCUCGCAGGCUACACCUGGGAUGAUUUCUAUGAAAAAACUAAGAAUUUCUUGUUGUGCGGGAGCAAACCUGUAAGAUGCCAGGUGCCACCGGGCACUGUUAAAGCACAGCCCUGCAGUGCAGUUAUUUUGAAAGUUUUUUUUAUCCAAAAAGGAGACUCGCAUUAAUAAUUCAAUUUGUUGUUUUAUAACUCUCUUCAAGCAAAAAACAAAAAAUGCCACUGUGAAGGACAUUUGGAAAUAAGAUCUUACCUUAGAAUUUGCAAACUUACUAGGUUUGAAUCUCUUUAGUAUUUUGUUGUUAUUUGAGAGACUGCAUUGGUAAAUGUGUAAUUCAGUUUCCAGAUGCAUCAGUCUCAAUUCAUUAAAAAAAGUUUGGGUAUGCCUCAUAUUUUUUCCACCCACUUCCACUCUCCUUCCUAGAGGGCUCUUUGUGUCUCAGGGAAGCCGGCAAGAGGGGAAAGAAGGCAUUUUUUAUUUUAUUGGAAUACAGUCAACUCUCUCUAAGACGGACACCUUUGGGACCGGCACUAAGUGUCCAUCUUAGAGAGGUGUCCGUCUUAUAGAGAGUCAAAUAAAGCGAGUAAAGAAAGGCAGGGACCAACUCUAAGUGUCCGUUUUACAGAGGUGUUUGUUAAGAGAGAGUCGACUGUAACCAGGAGGGAGCCCCUCCGCAAAGGAAAGACCCCACUUUUCAGUGCCAGGAUAUUGAGCAAACACUGUUGUUCUGUCAAUAACAUUACUUUUAACUUUUGAGUCUGGAUUAAGUAUGACCGGUUAAGUGUUCCUUUUCCCACCCAAAUUAAUAUUGUUCAAUUUGCAACUUAAUUUAAUUUAUUUUUUUAACUAAAUAGAACUAUUUCUGAAUUGUUAGCUUGCCUGUUGGUUUAAUUGCACAAAUUGGAAGUGCAGUCUUACCAGAGGAAUAUAAACCAAAGAAAGUUCAACAACAGUGUGACAAUAAAAGUGAAUGGUAUGUAUACUUUUUCCCUUUGAGAGCUAAUGAUGAAAAAUUGUAACUUAUCAGUAUUCACAACCAGUAAUUAAUGGUGGAAACUAAAGUGUACUUGUUUGUAAGUUGAUAUCAGCAUGUUCUAUAAAGUUAUCUCUCGUAUACAAACUUCACAGGAAACAGCGUUUGGAAGUAACCAGCACCUUUAUAGAAGCUAUGGAAAAAGAACUUAAUGAAGACAACAACUCCCAGACUGACAAAAGAUAG